Messenger RNA from Pecten maximus, 1772 nucleotides. RefSeq names its product Golgi integral membrane protein 4-like. Bases 101 to 1243 code for a protein of 380 amino acids. Lineage: Eukaryota; Metazoa; Mollusca; Bivalvia; Pectinida; Pectinidae. The transcript has 11 exons. The record is from RefSeq and is a predicted model, not a curated record. Gene Ontology annotation, cellular component: Golgi apparatus; Golgi membrane.
GAUCAAUUAGCAAAUCUGGGCAGAGAUAAAGAAGAUCUGACUGACCAAAUUAACAAGUUGGCAGCGCAGCUCAAGGAAAGCCAGCAAACACUCUACCAGUAUGAAAACAACUUUCAGUUUGUGCGACAGCAGAUACAGCAGUAUCAGGAACAGAUCAGGCAGCAGAAUUUGCAACUGGCUCAAGCUCAACAGGGGGGACAGCCCCAACAGCAGGGGGGACAACCCCAACAACAGGGGGGACAACCCCAACAACAGGGGGGACAACCCCAACAACAGGGGACUACUUCAGCAGAACCAGGCUGUUGUGCAACAACCACAACUUAAUCAGGUAGCAGGACAACAAGUCCAGCAAAGUCUUCAAUUUCAACCAGUCCAGGGCCUGCAACCCAAGCAAAGUCAAGGAUUCGUUAUGGGGAAUGUUAAUAACCCUUUGGUCGGUGAUAAUCAGCAUCUAGGAGGCGACAAUUUGCCUGCUCAGCAUAAUCAGGGUGUACAGGAAAUGCAGCAACAGAAUAUUGAAGGUGAUAAAAAAAUAUCAGAUAAUUUAAUGGAACAGCAACAACAACAACAUCAAGUGCAAGCCCCCAACCUGAAUGCGGGUGCAGGAGAUAAGAAUCAAUACGGACAACUGAAGAAGAUAGGGGUUGAUACCAGUCGGAUAAAGAUCAAACAGGAUGUAAACGAUAACGCUGCUCUGGACGCAGAACAACAACAACAUCAGGUGGCUCCCCCUGGGGACCAUGUCAAGAUAGAAAAGCCAGAUUCCAAUAUGGCUGGCGAAAUGGAUAAAAAUCCUUUUGGAGAUAAAAAUGGACAAAACAAGAAACAUGACUCCAACCAGGCUGGGGAAAUGGAGCCGGACCCGAAGGGUGAUAAUCACGUUGGACCCGCUCCUCCAGCUAAUGACAACGUUGAUCCACCCAUUGUAGCGGACAAUCCCCAGCAAAAUAUUCCACCUCCCCGAGAGAAUGAUCCAUUUGUUGGCCAGGACAAUGAAGGCUUAGAUCACUGGAACGGGGUCAAUCCAUUGGUGGAUGAUCGAUUUCAGGAUAAUGCAGACGAGGAUGAAAAAAAGGCCUUAGAUGAAGAGGAUGGAAAAGAUGAAGACAACAAGGACGAGGAUUAUGAGGAUGACUACAAUGACAAGGGAGAGGACAAGGAAGAUGAACCAGCGAACAGAGAGGACAAUGCUCCGGACCCAUUCGCCAACAAGCCUCAGAUGCCCUUCGGCAACAACCAGUGAUACCCAGAAAUUACCGGACCACCAGGGAGGAAUUGACACUUGGCAAAACUUCAUGAAGAUCAGAAACACCACAAUACAUAAUCUUCAUAACUCACCAGUAUCUUUAGGUCAAAAUGUUUGUUCCAAAAUAAGAAAAAAAUGUUUAAUUUCUGACAUUAAUGUGUUGCUGGUCAAAAUGGUGCCAUAUAUUUCCUGGUCUGAUACAAUAGAUUUAUCAACCAUCAUUAGCAAAAAUAUCAUCAGUUUUCAGUACUUAUCUGCUGAACCCAGAAUAUUCUAUAAUUCUGUUUCUAUUUGAAAGCGAUACCGUUAUAUGUAAAUUAUGUUUUAUGGAACUAUGUGUGUAUGCUAGUAUCAAAGUCAUUUCUUAUUCCAAUGUUCAUGCAAUCAACGAAGAGAAAAAAUAUAAAUGAUACACAAUUGUACCAGUAAGUAAAGCUAAUGUACUGCCCUUGUCUCAUGCAAUCUGAUAGGUCCGAGAUAAUGCGAGAUUGUGAUAUUUAAACGUUGAGAAAACAGCUCUAUAGAG